Messenger RNA from Adineta steineri, 8730 nucleotides. The record is from the annotation of a GenBank genome assembly. Lineage: Eukaryota; Metazoa; Rotifera; Eurotatoria; Adinetida; Adinetidae.
AUGGAAUCAUUAAAAAAUUUUGUUCGAUACAGUUGGAGUUCAUCACCAAAAGUACGUACUGAUGUUAUUAAUGAUCUUGUUGAAACAUUAAAAACUAAUCAAACCGAUGAUCUACCAGAUCCUGCUUUGAAAAUCUUAGCACAUACAAUUGGUCAAUUAAUUCCAUCGUAUACAACAGCAAAAUCACGAGUUUUACUUAGUACACUUUUGGAUGCAGCUGUUGGAAAAUAUAAAGAAAGAAUUUUGAAACCAAUUCUUAAUGCAUUUGAUUUACAAUCACGUACGAUUUGUAAAGUACAUCCACAUCGAAAUGCACGAGUUCAAGCUGAUUAUGGAUUUUUAUAUAUGUCAAGAAUUUUAGUUGCAAGUCAAGGAGUAACAACUGAUGAAGAAAUCGAUAAAUUAACUUUAUUGAUCUUUUCGAGAUAUAUCUCAAGUAUAUUGGCUGAUUUAUCAACACCGUUAGGAUUGAAAUUAGUUGAUAAACGUUUGAAAAAUCUAUUUAAACAGGUUCCAAAAGUGUCUGAACGUUGGGUAAAAUUAUUACAAUCGAUAUCUGAACUUGAUUUAGCUCAUUUGGGUAUGAUCAGUGCUCUGUUACAUCGAUUUAAAACAACUGAACCAACAUUAUAUGAACAAGUUAAAACUGUUGGUAUUGAUUCCUAUACAAAAUUAAUUCUUGGUACACGAACAAAACCAUACGAUGCAGCAUUAAAACCUUGUACUGAAAUUAUACGUUCAAUUGAUAUUGAAACAUUUAAAACAAAUGUUUAUCCAGCUGUGAAUCGAUCACUUCUUCGUAAUCCUGAAAUAAUCAUCGAAGCUGUACCAUCAUUACUUAGUAAUUUACAAUUCGAUCUAAGUUAUACUGCUAAUGAAUUAGCUAAACUUCUAGCUCCACCAUUGGUAUCAAAAACUGAAAGUUUAGAAGCAUCUGCAUUAACUUCAUUUCAAGCUCUUGCUAAACAAAUUGCUAAUGGUGAAACAGUUCUAAGUAUAGUUCAAUAUCUAUUUAAUAUUCUUAAUGGAACUGAUUCAUCCGUAAGUAAAUUAUCGGUGAUAAGUCAACGUGAAAAUGUUUUGAAUGCAAUUGGAGCAUUAAGUCGAUCACCAAGCAAAAAUAUAUCUCAGGAAGAUAUUUUGAAAUUAUUUGAUAAAUACUUUUAUUCAAUGAUACAACAAGAAGUACAUGAAGGUCUUAUUGGUCAUAUGUUACAACAAAUGACUGGUUGGUGUUCAAGAUUAACUAGUGUUAAUCAAACAUUAACAGAUUUUUUUAAGAAAGGACUUGAACAAAAAACUAGUACAGCUGUUACACGGACAGCUUAUCUUCAAUGUAUGUUGGCAACAUAUAAAGAGGAAACUAUAACAUCAUUAAUUCCAUUACAUACAACAUUAAUGGCAUCUUAUGAACGUGGUCUUAAUCAACCAACAUUGAUUAUUUGUGUUCAUGAAGCAUUAUUAGCAGCACUUAUAAUGAUUAAUAUUGCUCAAAUGAAUUCUGCUUAUGACAAUAAAUUGACAUCCUUAUGGUCGACAUUGAACGAUAGUAAAAAACAAAUAUUUACAACAGAUAAAUUUCAACGAGAAAUUAAUCAAGCUGGUGCCAGAGUUUUCUUUCAAUUAUACGAACAACUUCAUGGAACAUUACAUAUUCAAGAUAUCGGACCAUACACUCGAACAUUUAUUCAUUUAAUUUUACAUUCAUCAUAUGAAGUACGAAAAUCAGCAUACGAUAUCAUUCGUCGUCUUGUUAACAAUCUACGUUCGAAUGAAACGGAUAUUAGUUUAGCACUUUUAAAUGCAUUAGAAACAUAUUUUGAUCAUUUUCAAUUGACUAAUGACUCAGGAGAUGAAAUGAAAUCAACAACCGUUUCGAAAGGUCUUGAAGAAACAUUAUUAUGUUUAGCUAAAUCAAUGCGAACGCAAGAUGAAAAAACAAAAAUUAUGCUUUGUGUUCGAGCAUUACUUGUUUCUUGUUUAAGUUCACAACUUGUAUUAACCGAUGAAAAACUUUGGUUAAAAUUUCUUUAUCAUAUAUUUGAUAAACAACAAAAUGAAAUCGAAAAUUUCUUUAAAAAUAACGUUGAUUUACUCGUAAAAGCUUGUACCGAAAAUCAACGAAUACAAAAAAAUCAAAUAUCGGCAAUUGGUCUUCUCUGUUCUUUAAGACCAAAUCUGUUUUUAAAACCAUUUCUUCAAAUUGCUUAUCAACGUCUUGAAACCGAUCGUUAUUUAUCAGUUAAUAAAAAAUCUUAUGAAAUAAUGAAAACACCUGCAGGACAAAUUUAUGAUAAAACUGUGAUGGAAACGAUAUUGAAACAUGAAGCAAAAGAUACUGGAAAUGUGAAAAGAGAAAGUAAAAAUUAUUCGUAUAAAGAACAAAUGGCAGCAAGAGAAUUAGAAAAAGAAUUAGCAGCUAAACAAAAAGCUGAAGCACCACAAUUAACAAAAAAACAACAAGAAAUGCUUCAACAACAACUUGAUCAAGAACAAACAAUACGUGAUAAUAUUAAAAAAAUUGAUGAAAGUGCGAAAAAUAUUUUUGAACUUUUAACAAAUAUUAUCAAAAGUACACAAGAACAAUUUAUACCGUAUAUUGGUGAACUUGUUAUUCAUGUUUGGCCAGCAUUACAAUCACCAUUAGCAUUUAAUUAUGCUAAAGAUUUAUAUGUUACACUCGUACCAAUUGUAUUUAUGAAUGACAAAGAUACAUUUGGUAAUAAUAAUAAUAAUAAUAAUAAUAUUGAUUUACUUAUUUUUGUUUUGUUUUUUCAAGGUUAUGCUAUUGCAAAUCUAGCAAUUCGCCUCAAUUGUGAUCCAUCAACUACUAAUCAACAAAUAGAAAAACGUUGGCUUCAAGAAGAUCUUUUAUUAGCUAUUGAACGUUUACUUCAACGUUUAUAUGAAAAUACUCAACAAGCUAAAACAUUUAUGCAAUUAUCAAUUGCUCGACUAGAUUAUUGUCUACCUUUAUUUAAAAAUAUUGUUAGUUAUUCAAAAUGUAAAAAUGAAUGGGUUACAUUAAUACUGAACAUUUGUCGGGAAUAUUUUUCAGUUGUUUCAACUGCAGAUCCUGAUAAUCACCCGUCAUUAUUACCACGUCGUGAUCUUAUUCGUUUAUUUCUUGAUAUUAAUGCUGUAUCAAAAUCUGUACAAGUUCAAAAUGAUGCAACUGAAUUACUUACAAAAUUAUGUGAAUUAUGUUGCACAUAUGAAAGUGAUGAUGAUAUUCAAGUUUUACUUGAUAAUCUUCGAUCAUCUAUUCCAAGUGUACGAGAAAGUUGUAUUCUUUCAUUAAAAAAAUUAGUUACUCAAUUAAAUACAGCACAUCCAACACUUCAAGCUGAUAUUGCACGUCGAUUAUUAAUUGCUUGUGAAGAUUUAGAAGAACGAGUGAAGACUAUUGCUACUGAAUUGUGGCCACAAACAAAAUUAGUUGUGAAAGCUGAAAAUGUAAAAGAUUUUCUUAAAGAUAUUGUUCAUCCUAGCAUGCCAGUCCGUGAACCAGCUACAAUUGCAUUACCAAAACUAUUAGAAACAUCACAUCCUCAAUUAAUUCCUUUUAUUCUCAAUGAUCUUUUUGAUAUUUAUACUAAAAAUAAUAAACUUAUACCACAAGCAGUUGAUCAAUUUGGACGACAACUUGAAGCAAAACCAGUCGAUACAUGGGAACCACGUGCUGGUGUAGCUGUAUGUCUUUUUCAUAUGGCAUCAUUUGUUGGUGAUCAUAUUGAAGAUUUAUUUAAAUUUUAUGUUCCAACAGCAUUAAAUGAUCGAAAUCUUGAUGUUCGAAAUGAUAUGCUUCGUGCAGCAACAACAACCAUUGAUAUUCAUGGACGAGAAAAUUUAACAAUGUUAUUACAAAUAAUGGAAGGUUUUCUUAAAGAAGCACCUAAAACAGCUGAUUAUGAUUCUGUUCGACAAAGUGUUGUUAUUCUUAUGGGUAAAUUAGCUAAGGAUAUGGAUAAAGAUAGUACAAAAGUAAAGAAUAUUCUUGGACAACUUAUAUCAACAUUAAAUACUCCAUCACAACAAGUACAAGCUGCUGUAGCUGAUUGUCUUCCACCAUUAGUUGCAGCUGUUAAAGAUGAAGCUGGUGUUUAUGUUCAACAAUUACUUAAUUGUUUACUUUCAUCACAAGAUUAUGCAGAGAAAAAAGGAGCUGCUUAUGGUUUAGCUGGUUUUAUUAAAGGUUUAGGUAUUCUGGCUGUUAAACAAUAUAAUGUUCUUACUGAAUUAACUGAAGCCAUUCAAGAUAAAUCAAAUGCUAAAAGACGAGAAGGUGCACUUUUCGGUAUAGAAAUGUUAACAUCAAUGUUAGGUCGAUUAUUUGAAGUAUAUAUUGUUAAUAUAUUACCUAAUUUAUUAUUAUGUUUUGGUGAUAAUGAUGCUAAAGUUCGUGAUGCAGCAGAAGAUUGUGCAAGAGCAAUUAUGAGCAAAUUAACAAGUCAUGGUGUUAAAAUUGUUUUACCAGGACUUCUCAAAGGAUUAGAAUCAGAUUUAUGGCGAACAAAAUGUGGAGCUGUUGAAUUACUUGGUGCCAUGGCUCAUUGUGCUCCAAAACAAUUAUCAACAUGUUUACCAAGUAUUGUUCCAAAAUUAAUCGAAGUACUUACUGAUUCUCAUCAACGUGUACAAAAAAGUGGUACUCAAGCAUUGAAACAAAUAGGUUCAGUAAUCAAAAAUCCUGAAAUUCAAGCAAUUGUUCCUGUUCUACUCGAUGCAUUACAAGAGCCAACUAAAAAAACUCAAGCAUCAUUACAAAUAUUAAUUCAAACACGUUUCGUUCAUUUUAUUGAUGCUCCAUCACUUGCGUUGAUUAUUCCUGUUAUUGAACGUGCUUUUCAAAAUCGUUCAACAGAAACACGAAAAAUGGCUGCACAAAUUAUCGGAAAUAUUUAUUCAUUAACUGAUUCAAAAGAUCUUGCUCCAUAUUUAGCAAAUAUUCUUCCUGGUUUAAAAACAUCUUUACUUGAUCCUGUUCCUGAAGUUCGUGCUGUAUCUGCACAUGCACUCGGUUCAAUGGUACGUGCAAUGGGUGAAGAAGCAUUUCAAGAAAUUGUUCCAUGGCUUAUGGAACAUCUUGUACUUGAAUCAAGUCCAGUUGAUCGUUCAGGUGCUGCACAAGGUUUAAGUGAAGUUAUAUUUGGUCUUGGUGCUGAUCGUCUUGAAAAAUCUAUGAAAGAAAUUAUUGAUCGUUCACAACAACUUGAUCUAGCUGCACAUGUUCGUGAUGGUUAUAUGAUGAUGUUUAUCUAUUUACCAAUUAGUUUUGGAGAGAAAUUUAUUCCCUAUGUAGGAAAAAUUAUUCCACCAAUCUUAAAAGGUUUAGCUGAUGAAACAGAAUUCGUUCGUGAUACAGCACUUAAAGCUGGUCAACGUAUUGUUAAUAGUUAUGCUGAAACAGCUAUAUCAUUAUUCGUACCUGAACUUGAACGAGGUCUUUUCGAUGAUAAUUGGCGUAUCCGUUAUAGUUCAGUUUUAUUACUUGGAGAACUUUUAUUCAAAGUUUCGGGUGUAACUGGAAAAGCAACAACAGAAAGUGUUGAUGAAGAUGAUAACUUUGGUACUGAAUAUGGUUUACAAGCAAUCACAGGUGCACUAGGUCGCGAUCGACGUGAUAUAGUUCUAUCUGGUUUAUAUAUGGGUCGAUCGGAUAUUGCUCUGACAGUGCGGCAAUCAGCUUUACAUGUUUGGAAGACAAUUAUAUCGAAUACACCACGUACAUUAAGAGAAAUAUUACAAACAUUAUUUACCACUUUAUUGGGUUGUUUAGCAAGUUCAAAUUAUGAUAAACGACAAAUUGCUGCAAGAACAUUGGGUGAUUUAGUUAGAAAAUUAGGUGAACGUGUUUUACCAGAAAUAAUUCCAAUUCUUGAAAAAGGUCUUGAUUCACCAAAAAGUGAUCAACGACAAGGUGUUUGUAUUGGUCUUAGUGAAAUUAUGACAGCAUGCAGUCGAGAUUAUAUUAUCGCUUUUUCAAGUACAAUUAUCCCAACUGUUCGACGUGCUUUACUCGAUCCAUUAGUCGAAGUUCGUCAAUCUGCUGCUAAAACUUUCGAAAAUCUUCAUUCAAGUAUUGGUACUCCAGCAUUAGAUGAUAUUUUACCAUAUUUAUUAAAUGCUAUGCAAAAAGAUCCUGUACCAAAUGGAAAAACUACAAAUCAAUCAGAAGAUCAGGACGAUAGUGAACGUGAUCAUGCUCUUGAUGCAUUACAACGUAUAAUGCAAUUAAAAUCUCGUGUUGUAUUACCAUAUCUUGUUCCACAUCUUAUUCAAUCACCAGUUGAUAUUAAAGCAUUAGCUAGUUUAACAUUAGUCGCUGGUGAUUCAUUAGCAAAACAUUUAAAUCGAAUUAUUCAAGCUGUUGUAACACAUAUUGCUGAAGAAAAAGAUCCCGAAGCUAGACAAAAUCAUAUGUAUUAUGCUGAACAAUUAAUCUCAGCAAUUAAUGAUCCUGAUGGUAUAUUAAUAAUAAUAAAAGAAUUACAAGAAUUUGCACGUUCACCAAAAGUUAAUAAUCGUUUAGUAACAAGUCAAUUAUUAUUAUCAUUUUGUAAACAAGCUAAAGGUACAUAUCAAGAUUAUAUCGAUGAUGUUAUUCGUAUUAGUAUUAAUUUAUUAAAUGAUGAAAAUGAGCAAAUACUUAAUACAGCCUGGGAUUGUAUUGAUACGAUUCUUAAGGAUUUCGAUUCAUUGGAAUUACAAAAACGUUUACCAAUUGUUCGACAAGCAUUACGUACUGCACAAUCAAAUAGUCGAGAACGUGGUCGACUUGUUGGUUUAUGUCUACCGAAGAAGGGUAUUGGAUGUAUUUUGCCAAUCUAUAAAGAAUGUAUUCUUAAUGGUCCGCCAGAAUUACGUGAAUCAGGUGCUAAUGGUUUGAACGAAGCAAUUAAUCUAUCUGAUGCUGAAGCACUUAAAUCAUCGAUUAUGAACGUUACAGGUCCAUUAAUUCGUGUAUUAGGUGAACGAUUUAGUACCGAUAUUAAAGUGGCUAUUCUUGAAACAUUAAGUACAUUUAUGGGAAAAGUUGGUGUACAAUUAAAACCAUUUUUACCUCAACUUCAACCCACACUUCUUAAAGGUCUCAACGAUCCAGCACGUCAAGUUCGUGUUAAAGCUGGUAAUGCUCUUGGAUUACUUAGUCAAAUACAUGUACGAAUCGAUCCAAUAUUUGUUGAACUUCUAAAUGGAUUAAAAAUGAAUGAUGAUCCAUCAUUUAAAGAAACUUAUUUAUUAGCAUUAAAAAAUUGUUUAACAGCAGUUGCUUCAAAAUUAUCUGAUGAUGUAAAAAAACAAACUGAACAAUCACUAAGCACAAGCGAAUCAAACGCUGGAUCACGUUUAAAAAUCGUUGGACUUAUUUGGACUCUUCUUGAAUGUAAUCUAGUUGCUGGAAAUAUAUUUGGAUUUGCAUCGUUAUUCAGUGUUUUACCGCGAUAUAAAAUAUAUGAAUCUCGUUGUAAGAUUUUAUCAGAAAAAGCAAUUUCAGAUGUUACAACAACGAUUACAUCAGAUUGUCGAGGACAAAUUGAUGAAUAUCAGCUUGCUUUUGCAUUGGGUAUUGGUUUUUUCAAUUUACCAGCAGUUGUUAUUGGAAUAUUUGGAGAUUUUUUUGGACCUCGUUCAUUGAGAAUGGUUGGAAUUGCUUUGCACUUAAUCAGUUGGUUAUCACUUGGAUUUCUACAACCGGGUUAUGAUUGGUUGAUAUUAUUACAUACAGUAUUUUCAGCUCUCGCUGGAAUGUGUAUUUUAUUAUCAUCAUUUUCAAUCGCAUCGAAUUUUCCUAAAACACGUGGUUUAGUUACAUCAUUAAUAAGUGGUGCACAGAAUAGUGGGUCGAUUUGGUUUGCUAUAUUUCAAGUUUUAAUUGAAAAAGAUUGGAUUUCUCUAUCAACAUUGUCAUUUAUUUGGGCUUCAUUUGCAUUACCUAUGUUAUGUAGUGCAAUGCUAUUUUUUGAUUGGCAUUUUAAAUGUACUGAGACAUCUAAUAAAACAAAAUCAACUACUAAUGAAGUUGAAAUAAACCAGAAAGAAGAUUCUUUAGCUCGACAUUUAACUAAUCCACUUUUUGUUGUUGUGACACUUUUUAUUAGUUGUCUACUAUUGACAGUAUCAUUUUUACCUGUUGUUUGGUUUCCAUGGAUUAUGCAUUUAACUGGAAAUAAUAUAAAACUAUCAAAUCGCUAUACAUUCAUAUUUAAUAUGAGUGCAGUAUUGAGUAUAUUCAUUGCACCAAUAUGUGGAUUUAUACUUGAUUUUAAAGCAAAUCGAGGCAAAUCUCAACAAAUCCUUAAUAUUUCGAUUGUACAAACAAUUACAUGGGUAGCAGCUAUAAUACUUUGUAUUAUUUGCAUGCUUCAAUCAGUAACAGCUGCUCUAACUGCUAUAGCAAUUUUUCUUGUUUCACGUACAAUGCUUGUUACUGGAUGUCAAGCAGUUAUUUGUACAACAUUUCCACCUCAAUAUAUUGGUACUCUUCUUGGAUUGAUGUGGACAACAGCUGGCAUUGUUAGUUUUGUUACUUAUGGUUUAACACGUCUCGCAACUAAUCCAACAUAUGCAUGGAGAGCAUGGUUAGUAAUCUUGUGUUUAUGUGUAUUAAUGGGUGGACAUAUCAUUCAACUUUGGCGUUUAUAUUUUCAAUCUAAAAAACAAACCAAAACAGAAUUAAAAAUAAAUGAUGAAGAACUAAAAACUCUUAAAUCAUCUAUUGAUAAUUAG